CUUUCUACUCUUUUUCUUAGGAGAGUUCCACGGCGGAAACACAUGGCUUAGUUUAGUGUUGUUUUCAUCACAAAUAUCCUAAAUAUACGUCCGUGGUUUUCAUAUUGGUACAUUUCAAACCCUGAGAUAUUGUAAUGGGCUCUACUAAAACAAACUUGACCAUUGCUGAUAAAUACGAUGCAUUUUACACUGGAGGAAUAAUUCAGUUCAGCAAAGAUGGCAAUUUCAUGUUCUGCUGCUGUGGUCAGAAUGUCAAAGCUGUGGAACUUAAUACAGGAAAGAUUCGAAGUUCAUUUGGUCAGGAAGCUGAAGAUAUCACAUCUUUUUGUCUGAGCCCUGAUGAUGAGUUUCUGGUGAUCACUACACAAAACUUGUUGCUGCGGCAAUGGCGUUGGAAAGAUGAAAUACUGGUUAGGUCCUGGAGAGCAAUCCAUACAACACCUGUCAUGUCCAUGACUUUUGACCCUACAUCAACCUUGGUUGCAACAGGAGGAAGUGACAUGCUGAUUAAAUUAUGGGAUGUCUUACAUCAGUAUUGCACACACAAUCUCCGAGGACAUACAGGUGUCGUCAGAUUAGUUCAGUUUCAUCCAGACAUCUCCAAACUGCAGCUGAUAUCAGCUGGUGAUGAUUACACAGUCCGAGUCUGGAACCUUAAGACAAGCACAUGCAUGGUAGUCAACAGAGACCACCACAGUCUUGUCACAGGACUGUGUUUUACCAAGGAUGGUGACGUAAUGUACAGCUGCAGUAGAGACUCGGUUGUUUGCAUCUGGGACAUGAUCAAGCUAUGCGUUGUCAAAAUAUUACCUGUUUUUGAGAGUGUUGAGUCCGUUAUGGCCAUUGCUCAGUUACCUAUGCUUCAAGGAGCUGACCCUCAAGAUCAUUUUGUGACAGCAGGCACUGGCGGUACACUUAAGAUUUGGAACAAGAACACAGGUGCAUGUUUACACACCAACAGAUCCCUCUGUGAGGAGAAGACAGAGGAAGGGAAGACCAUUAUCACACAAGCACUGUACAGUGAAGUCCUAGGCAAAGUGGUUAUCGCCAUGUAUGACCAUAACAUCCUGUUCUUAAAUGCAGAUUUUUCAUAUUAUAAACAGUAUUCAGGGCAUCUGGAGGAAGUCCUUGAUGUUGCUUUCUUGGGUGAAAAUUCUUCACACAUUAUAGUCCUUAGCAACAGCAGCAAAAUCAAGGUCUUCUGUCUCAGCAACAUGGCUUGUCAGAUUUUGGGAGGUCACUUAGAUACUGUUUUAGCUGUCAGCUCACAGCCUAAAAAUAACCUCUUUGCGACAGCUUCCAAGGACAAUUCUGUGCGAGUCUGGAGAUUUCAUCCAGAUGCAGGCAACAUUACCUGCAUUGCUGUGGGACAAGGACAUACACAGGCUGUGCAUUCAGUUGCAUUUUCUAAGUUAUCAUCAAAUUUCCUAGUCUCAGGCAGUGAGGAUUCAACUUUGAAGCUGUGGUCACUUCCACCUGUUGCAAAAUUGGACUCUGAUCACAUAACUACUCUUCACACAAUAUCUACAGAGUGUGCACAUGAAAAAGACAUCAAUUUUGUUACAGUUGCUCCUAAUGAUAAAUUUAUUGCAUCGGCAUCACAGGAUAAAACAGCUAAGCUUUGGAGCCUUCCUGAUCUCAGUUUAAAGGGUGUUGUUCGGGGCCACAGACGGGGUGUCUGGUGUGUCCAGUUUUCUCCUGUGGAUCGUUGCUUUGCAACGUCUUCAGCUGAUGGAACAAUCAAACUAUGGAAUCUGACCGAUUUCUCCUGUUUGCAGACAUUUGAAGGUCAUGACAGUUCAGUACUGAGAGUUAUAUUUAUCAGCAAUGGCAGGCAGCUGAUCUCAAGUGAUUCUGAGGGCCUUCUGAAGCUGUGGACUAUAAAAACAAAAGUAUGCGAAAAAUCUUUUGAUGCUCAUGACAGCAAAGCAUGGGCUUUGGCUGUCCAUCCAAAUGAGGAUAUCAUUAUAACUGGUGGUGGGGAUUCUACCCUGCUCACCUGGAAGGACACAACCAAAGAAGAGAUGCAGCAGGCACAAGAGCAACGAGAAAACUUGGUGCUGCAGGAACAGAAACUGUCCAACUACAUUCAGGAAAAGAAACUUCUGAAGGCCAUAGGGCUAGCAAUCUCUCUAGGGCAGCCUUUCCGUGUUCUGACCAUUAUGAAAGAUAUUCUUGAGACACCAACGGGGCUGGAGGACCUAGAGAAUGUAUUGGCACAGCUACAAGUGGAUCAAAUGGGGACACUUGUGAGCUAUGCAGCCCAGUGGAACACAAACAGUCGACACUGUUAUUGUGCACAGGUGGUUGUCAACAUACUUCUCAAGACUCUUACUUCAGAUCAGAUUCUAGCUUUGCCUAAUUUCCAGUCAUCUUUAGAAGCUCUUAUUCCAUAUACAGAAAGACAUCUGCAUAGGAUUAACAGAUUGCAGCAACAAGUCACAUUUGUGGAUUACACUUGGACUUGCAUGAAAAGUGGAAUGUGAAAACAACAACAAUGUGAUAUGGUAAUACUGAAAGCAUCAAAUAUUUUUGUCUACAAAUUCCAGUGCUAAAAUCCAUGGCUCAAGAACAAAUAAUCAUGUCAAAGUGAAACCAAAAGUGCAGUAAAAACAACAUCCAUUUUUUGCAAAGAAACUCCUAUCUGCUUCAUUCAACAAACUGCAGUGUUAUAAUUCUUGGGGCUGUUGCACUGCAAGACCUUUGACUGGAGCGCCUGUAGCUCUCUCUUGUCCUUACACCCAUACUGGAUCUGGAACAGUAGGAUUAAGGAUACAUAUUGUCCUAGUUCAUGUCGUCAUUGUUAUAAACAAAUGAUUUAAGCAAUGAAUUCUACUGUGAUCAUGA
Messenger RNA from Pomacea canaliculata, 2847 nucleotides. Its product is annotated as transducin beta-like protein 3. Gene Ontology annotation, cellular component: small-subunit processome; 90S preribosome; nucleolus. Gene Ontology annotation, biological process: endonucleolytic cleavage in 5'-ETS of tricistronic rRNA transcript (SSU-rRNA, 5.8S rRNA, LSU-rRNA); endonucleolytic cleavage to generate mature 5'-end of SSU-rRNA from (SSU-rRNA, 5.8S rRNA, LSU-rRNA). NCBI's taxonomy places the organism in Eukaryota, Metazoa, Mollusca, Gastropoda, Architaenioglossa, Ampullariidae. Gene Ontology annotation, molecular function: protein binding; U3 snoRNA binding. The record is from RefSeq and is a predicted model, not a curated record.